AUGGCUAGGAGGGAGAAGGUCACUAACAACAAUCUGGAAGCUGAAUUUGAAGUCCCAGACAAUUUGGAUGUCAUUCUUAGCAAUGCUGACUCUACAGAUAUUCUUGAUCGCCUUCAUGCUGGCGUUUUCUUGAAUGAAAAGACAGAGAAGUUUUGGUUUGACGAGAUUAUCAAUGCCAACGUAUUCGAGUUGUAUGCAAGGGGUCUUUCAAUUGCUUGGAAAGAUGAUCAACGUCAUUGGAACUGGACUUCCAUGGAAGACACUGAGCAUACUGAUACUGAACAUAUGAAGAAGGGACUUGUCAUCAACAAAAUCCUCAUUCAGCCAGUAACGAAGGAUUGUUGCAGCUUAAUGAUGAAAAUUCACUGGGGUGUCAACUUCCCAUGCAUGAAGAAAAAGAGUUUUUUUUCUAAAGUUGGCCCAGACAAAGGCAAAGCAAUGAAAUACCAAAUAUACCAAGUAAAAAGGUAUAUCUACGCAUUGGUCAAUGUUUCUUUCUCGAUCGAAUUGUUAGUUCCAGACAGAUCUGCUUGGAUUGGUUAUGUGGCCGUGGCUACAGAUGAAGGAGCGAAGUCAUUAGGUAGGAGAGACAUUUUGGUUUGCUGGAGAGGAACUUACAAUAAUGCAGAGUGGGAAAGGAAUGCUAAUUUCUUCCAAACCCAUGCUCAAGCCAUAUUUCCGACUGUCCCUAAAACUGAGGUGCACUAUGGAUUUUACUCCAUCUACACACACCCAAACAAAGAACACGACAACAAAAGUGCUGGAGAUCAGGUUAUCGAAGAAGUUAAGAAAUUGAUAAAUUUAUGCCAAGACGAGGAAAUCAGUGUAACAAUAACGGGAUAUAGUCUAGGCGCAACUCUUGCUACAUUGAACGCAUCUGAUAUAGUUUGCAAUGGAUAUAAUAAGCCUAACUAG
Messenger RNA from Mangifera indica (mango), 915 nucleotides. Its product is annotated as phospholipase A1-II 7-like. The transcript has 6 exons. Gene Ontology annotation, molecular function: glycerophospholipid phospholipase A1 activity. NCBI's taxonomy places the organism in Eukaryota, Viridiplantae, Streptophyta, Magnoliopsida, Sapindales, Anacardiaceae. Gene Ontology annotation, biological process: lipid metabolic process. The record is from RefSeq and is a predicted model, not a curated record. The coding region runs from base 1 to 915 and encodes 304 amino acids.